This is a messenger RNA of Cydia strobilella, 6376 nucleotides long. RefSeq lists its product as uncharacterized. The transcript has 2 exons. The record is from RefSeq and is a predicted model, not a curated record. Gene Ontology annotation, biological process: DNA integration. Bases 1048 to 6246 code for a protein of 1732 amino acids. Gene Ontology annotation, molecular function: nucleic acid binding. Lineage: Eukaryota; Metazoa; Arthropoda; Insecta; Lepidoptera; Tortricidae.
CGUCCACCUUCACUGUCUUCGGGCUAGCCGCUUAAGCUAAUAAAUCGCAUCGUCACGCAACGGCAAACCUAUCACAUCUACGACGGACUUAGGUAUCGCGAAGAACACCGAGCGAACUCCCUACGAGCCAAGAAGCAAUCAAUUACGAACCUAGUGCAGAAAAUCAUCUAAAGUGAGACCGAAGUGCAAUAGGAACAGGAGCCCGCAAUCUACUGGACAUAAAUCAGGACGGCAUAACUGUGAGGUCUUUCCAAUUCCUAUUCAUUAUUUAGACUCGAUGGUUUUCAUUUCAAUUCAUAUUUCAUAAUAAAAAGAACAUUUUCAAAAAAAAACAUUGCAUACGGCAAGUUAAACUUUGGCGUAAUUGUGUUGCUUAACAUUGCUUCGAUCUCAAAACCAUUACAAUUAAAUCGCGUUAUAUUCAUAACUUAUACAUUAAAUACAUACACAUAAAUAAACAUAUAAAAAAUUAUACAUACGUUAAAUAACAUAUUCAACGAGAUCUUAUUGUUUACAAUUAAGUACUAAUUUUAUUCAUAACCACACGUAUGUGCAGUAAAGACUAACAUAUCAUACAGUAAACAAUAAGAUAACGUAUAUUUCAUGUGUAUUUGGCAUAAGCAAAAUCAGCAUAAAGGUAAUCCAAUUUGCGUACGAAUCCAUUUCAUUCACAUAUUAUUAUCAUAGUUAACAUUCAUAUUGCAAAGUCGUCGAACAUUCCACAAAAUAUUCCAUAUCUAUUUUCAUAGUCAAUAGGUGGGUAUACCUACAAUAAUUAUUGCAUAGUAAAAGUUGAAUGCCUCAUUAAAUAUUUUAGCAAUAGCACAAGUUGUGUCGGACAGAGAAAUAGUAUCAGCGCCUGCAUAAGUGCACGGGCAAAAGUUACAUUGUUACCUUGCUAAUAGAAUAUAUUCAGGCAUUUCAACUAUUGCCUUAAAUUAAAAAUAAAAAUUAAUUGUAAAUUAUUGCUAUUAGUUUUUCAACAGGGUAGUGCUUGGCGCUUAUAAUAAUUACCAGUUUGCUUCAUUUAAUUCUUAUAACUGCAUAAUGACUACCGAGGCUAGAUGCAAAGAAUUAAUAAAGAAGCGCGCUUCAAUGAAAGCUAAGCUUACACAGUUUAUCGCCUAUUUAAAUACUGCGAAAACUUGUGAACAACUCAGUGAUUCGCAGUUAGUGGAAUUAGACAUGCGUAUUAAAAAACUUAAUGAUUCGUACGAUUCUUUUGAUACUCACCAGAGCGAAUUGGAGAUGCUAGCUGAGGAUCCUGCCGAGCAAUAUGCUGAACGCGAGCUGUUCGAGCGGUCUUACUACAAAGAGAUUGCCGCCGCUCGGGAGCUCGUGGACAGGCACCGCAGCCAACGCGCCAGGGAGGUUCAAUCCGAGGUAGGCUUCAAUGAAUGCCCAACAAUAGUGUCUUAUAAGCACAACAACGUAAGGUUGCCAAAAAUUAAUUUACCGCACUUUAGCGGUGGUUAUCAGAAUUGGCUGGAGUUUAAAGACAUUUAUGUUUCCCUUAUUCAUUCUGAGACAAGUAUCGACAACAUUAACAAGUUUCAUUACCUACGCGCCUCUCUUCAUGGAAGCGCGGCCUUGGUGAUUAGGAGCUUGGACUUUAAGGGCGAUAACUACAAUGCCGCUUGGAAACUCCUUUGUGAACGAUACGACAACAAACAGUUGCUUGUCAAUAAUCAUGUGCAGGCACUUUUUAAUAUUGAACAGGUGCAUAAAGAGUCAAGUACAGCCUUGCGCCAGAUUGUUGACAACACUAAAAAGAAUUUAAAUGCCUUAGCAACUUUAGACCAGCCCGUACAGCAUUGGGAUACAUUAAUUAUCCACAUAAUGGCAGCCAAAUUAGAUGGAGUUACAAGUAGGGAAUGGGAAGAACAUAGGAAUCAGAUGACAAACCCUCCUGCACUUAGCGAUUUUGUAACGUUUCUUAGCAAUAGGUGCAAUCUUUUGGAAACUUUAGAAGAAGCCAAGCAUAACAGGGUUAGAACGGACACAUCUGUCAACAAUAAGCCAAAAAGCCUUCUGGCUUCAGCGAGUAACGUUAAUAAGCCUAAAACAUAUAACAUUACUUGCCCUUUAUGUAAUAAAGCUCAUUACGUCUUCAAUUGCGAAAAUUACAAGGCUUUGCCAGUAGAGCAACGCGUGCUUAAGGCAAAGGAAUAUAAGGUAUGCCUCAAUUGCUUACGUCCCGGUCAUAACGACAGUAAGUGCAAACUUAGUCACUGCAAGUAUUGCAAGACCAAGCAUAACACACUUCUUCACGUCCAUACGGAACCUAAGACCGCGUCAGAACACUUAGCCUUUUCCGCGAAUGCCCACGAUGUUGAUGAGUCCGAGGAAUCCGAACAUGUCUUGCUUUCAACAGCCCUAGUCAAAGUGCGCGAUAGUGAGGGGAAAUUGCACAGCGUUAGGGUCUUAUUAGAUAAUGGCAGUACAUCUAACUACAUAACUCAGGACUUAUCUCAGAGACUGAAACUGCCGAUUAAAAAUGUCAAAACUACAGUGUCCAUGCUUGAGAAGCAUGAAUCAAAUAUCACCCAAUCAUGCUCUCUUACAUUGGAGUCUUAUGAUGGGGGUUAUAGCACUGACAUAAAGUGCAGCAUAUUGUCCGAAAUUACGUCACCAAUACCUUAUACAUACAUUGACGCAACGGACGUACCCAUGCCUUCGGGAAUUUGCCUCGCCGAUCCUUCAUACAGCGAACCCGCUGACAUUGAGAUUCUUCUUGGGGCAAAAAUCUUUUGGAACGUUCUCGGCACCAAUCGCAUUAUCUUAGGCAAAAAUGAACCCUUCCUCGUUGAGACAAAGCUAGGUUGGCUCUUAGUAGGUGCCAUAGAUCAACCUACCUCUGUCAAACCAGUUUGCUUGUUUUUGACCGACAAACAAACUGACACGACCCUUACGAAAUUCUGGGAACUUGAUACCAUAUCCCCGAAACAUGACUUCACAUCGGACGAAAACGCAUGUGAAGAACUCUUUAACAAAACCACUAAGAGAGAUAAAGACGGGCGUUUCGUAGUUACCGUGCCUCUGAAGGAAUCUCCCGAUUCCUUAGGAGACUCGUUCGGGAUAGCCAAGCGCAGGUUUUUAUCGCUCGAACGCAGGUUAGAUAGGGACUCCUUAUUAAAGGAGCGCUAUGUAAAUUUCAUGGAGGAAUAUGAGGCUUUGGGUCAUAUGAGUGAAACGUUGCCUUGCAGUUCAUUACCGUCGUAUUAUUUGCCCCACCACGCCGUGUUAAGAGAGUCUAGCACGACUACUAAGCUUCGCGUGGUAUUCGACGCUUCAGCUGCCACUACAUCAGGAAAAUCUUUUAACGACAUCCAAUUAAUAGGACCCAGGGUUCAGGAUGACUUAUUUUCCAUCUUACUACGGUUUCGUCAACAUAAAUAUGUAGUGUCAGCUGACAUCGAGAAAAUGUAUCGGCAAAUUCUUGUGGACGAUGAACAACGUCAACUUCAGUUGAUCUUAUGGAGGGCAGACCCUUCAAAGCCGCUUAAAAUUUAUUCCCUUAAUACCGUGACUUACGGGACAUCAUCAGCUCCGUUUCUGAGUACGCGGUGCCUCUUACAGCUAUCACAAGAGUCCAGUGACAAGCAAACGCAGGAAGCGAUCGCCAGGGACUUUUAUGUAGAUGACUUCCUAUCUGGCUCUCAUUCUAUAGAUGAUACUAUGGCACUGUGUCGUAAUGUAACAGAUACGCUAAAAAAUGCUAAAUUCCACUUACGCAAAUGGCAGUCCAAUAAUAAACAAAUUCUUAAAGCCGUCGGUGAGGACCCAUGCCUGAAAGAAUGUGUGGAUCUAAGCGAGAACGAGCUAUCUAAAACGUUGGGUCUUAAUUGGAGAUGCACUCAAGAUAGCCUUACGUUUCGCAUAGACAUCUCGUUACCAAAAGUAGUCACUAAAAGACACAUUCUGUCAGUCAUAGCCCAAAUUUUUGACCCUCUAGGAUUAGUAACGCCUUGCAUAGUACAGGCGAAAAUACUUAUGCAGAAACUUUGGGUAAACCAGUGUUCUUGGGAUGAUCCGCUUACAGGAGACAUACUUACAUCCUGGGAGUACUUUGUCAAAUCUCUGCCUUUUCUUAACAACGUUCAUAUACCUCGCUGGGCCUUGUGUGAUACUCCUACGGCUGUUGAUUUCCACGUCUUCACUGAUGCGUCGGAGAAAGCAUACGGAGCUUGCCUGUACGUCCGCUCCGUGGCCGGGGAUGGCUCAGUGAGUGUUCACCUACUGGCUUCUAAAAGUAAAGUCGCGCCGAUUAAAGCUACAACUAUUCCUCGUCUUGAGCUUUGCGGGGCCUUAUUAGGCGCAAGGUUGUGCACAAAGGUUCUAGAGUCACUUACCCGGAAACCAGACCAUUGCGUAUUUUGGUGUGACUCGAUGAUAGUCAUGGGUUGGCUAUCAUCAUCUCCUUGUUCAUUACGGCCUUUUGUCAAAAACCGGAUAUCAGAGAUCCAGGAAAGCUCCAAAGCCGCUUCUUGGCGCUACGUACCUUCAAAGGAGAAUCCUGCAGAUCUGGUAUCUCGAGGUUUAGGUGCCGACCUCAUAAUGAACUCUUCCUUGUGGUGGUCGGGACCAUCAUUCUUGAAGCAGAACAUGGCCUAUUGGCCGUCUGCCCCAAGGUCUGGUAACCAGUCUCCACUGCCAGAGAUGUUACCGGCUAAAGCAUUUGUCGCAUGUCCCCCCCCUGAUAACUCUUGCAACCCAAUAGAACAUUUAAUUAAAAACAAAUCAUCAUAUUCAAAAUUGCAACGGAUAAUAGCGUAUACACUUAGAUUCAUCCACAAUUGUAAAAAAGAAAAUACUAAGACAACCGGUGGUCUUACGUUAGUUGAGCUAGAAUCGGCUUCAGUUCUACUUCUUCGCAGGUCCCAACAAGACUCUUUUCCUGACGAGUACGAACUUCUUAAAACAGGCAAACCAUUGCCAAAGAAAAGCCGGCUUAGUUCGCUAUCGCCAUUUUUUGAUUCAGGGCUUAUUAGAGUCGGGGGUCGACUUGUCAACUCAUUCUAUGACUAUGGCAUAAAGCAUCCUAUAGUCAUUUGUAGUAAGCAUCAUCUUGCAAGGCUGCUUUUUAAAAUGUUCCACUUACGUCUACUUCACGCGCCUCCUCAAUUACUUCUAGCGACUAUAAAACUUAACUACUGGCCGCUCGGAGGAAGAAACUUGGCAAAACAGGUUGUCCAUACUUGUCUCAAAUGUGUUCGAUUGAAGGGUGAAACAGUGCAACCAAUAAUGGGUAACUUGCCGAAGGAAAGGUUGCACCUUGAAUAUCCGUUCCUUGAAACAGGCACCGAUUAUGCCGGUCCAAUUCUUAUAGCUGACCGCAAAGGUAGGGGGUGUAGGCUCGUAAAGGCCUACAUUUGCAUAUUUGUGUGUUUAGCAUCCAAGGCACUUCAUUUGGAGCUUGUUUCGGAUUUAACCAAGGAGGCUUUUAUGGCAGCUCUUAACCGAUUUAUUGGUCGUCGUGGCAAGCCAAAGGUAAUCUUCUCAGAUAAUGGCACGACCUUUGUUGGUACCUUCAAUGAGCUCUCAAACCUAUUAAAACAAGACUUUGCGGCAGAUAUGGCCGACGCGCAAAUCAAUUUCUCUUUCAUCCCAGCAUACACACCUCACUUCGGAGGAAUCUGGGAGUCUGCGGUGAAGUCGGUAAAGUACCACCUGCGACGAACCCUAGGUCUUACACACCUCACCUAUGAGUUAUUGGCGACGUGUUUAGUAAAGAUCGAAGCGAUUUUAAACUCACGUCCUCUUACGCCACUUUCUAAUGAUCCAUCUGAUCUAUCCUUUUUGAGUCCAUCUCACUUCUUGAUUGGAAGGCCUCUCACGUCUUUGCCUUACCCUCAGCUUACUGACCGAAAGAUUACCUCACUACAAAGGUACCAGCGCAUCGAGUUCCUGAAACAGCACUUCUGGAACAGGUUCUCCACUGAGUAUAUUUCUGGUCUACAACAGAGAACCAAAUGGCAGAGCUCAAGGGGCAAACUCGACGUCGGAACCAUGGUAGUAAUCAAGGACAAGAAUCUACCGCCGCUUAUGUGGCUGCUCGGCCGCAUCGUCCAAGUGCUGCCUGGCAGAGAUGGCAUCGCAAGAGUAGCCGACAUAAAGACGAAAAAGGGAGUCAUUCGUCGGGCCUUCAACACAAUUUGUCCUCUACCCAUCCAAGAUCUUGAAGACCCAAGGUCUUCAACGCCGGGAGUAUAUGUUGGCGACAAACCCGCCACCGCAUCAAAUUAACUACCCAAGCAACAGCGAUGACGUCCACCUUCACGUCACCGGACCGGUUAGCCGGCGACGGGCCCGGGGGCCGGUCCGCGGGGGGACGUCAGAUUCGAAACAACAGCUCGCGCAACGACACAUGUCGCGU